Messenger RNA from Didymella exigua CBS 183.55, 668 nucleotides. RefSeq lists its product as uncharacterized. NCBI's taxonomy places the organism in Eukaryota, Fungi, Ascomycota, Dothideomycetes, Pleosporales, Didymellaceae. The record is from RefSeq and is a predicted model, not a curated record. The coding region runs from base 194 to 403 and encodes 69 amino acids. The transcript has a single exon.
CAACAACUUCCUCCCCGAGCAGUUUCGAGAAGCUCAAGCAACUGGGCCGCUGCAUACAAAGGAAUCCUCUACCGCGAGACUUGGAAGACUCCAUCCUAGUGCAUUCUGCUGCAGAAACCGAACCAAAUCGAGUCGAGAAGGAUUUCUGGAAGAAUCAACUGUUGAUUGACCGGUCCGGCGGUCGCUUCGAGAAAUGGCUGCAUCGACACCCCCUCUUGCAAUCGGUAUGAUCGUCUUGAUCGCCUUGUAUGCUGAGCACUUCCGCAAUAGAGCGAACACCAAUACAACAUCAAUUGAUUGUGAUAACAGCUUGUAUCAAAGCGUAACCCGGACCAACACAGCGUCUCUACUAUUGAUCAAUGUGUGCGCAACAAUUAUCUUGGGCGUGAGCGAUACGUAUUAGCAGUUGGUUACGUCCGUGACAAUCACGGGGCCCAAACAUGUGCUUUCUAAAUUCGGCGAAUCUAGGGGUGGGAUAGAUCCACCAUUUAGCAUCAACCAGAAACGAGGAAAAAGGAAGCGUUCUUGGGCAACGUGGCUAUUUCUUGUUCUGGUGUCUAUUCCGGUGCAUUUCCUCAGUAGCUGCUCUUGUAAUACUGAAAAGCAGACACUUACCAAAGGAUGCAGCGAAUUCAUUGAUUGACCCGUCUUUGGUCCAGAGUCUCCCA